Messenger RNA from Cicer arietinum (chickpea), 1969 nucleotides. RefSeq lists its product as uncharacterized. The record is from RefSeq and is a predicted model, not a curated record. Gene Ontology annotation, molecular function: protein binding. Lineage: Eukaryota; Viridiplantae; Streptophyta; Magnoliopsida; Fabales; Fabaceae.
UUUCUAGUACAUUCCCAUUAGUGAUGGAAGGGAUGUGUGGAAAGUGGAAUCAAACUACUAGAACCACCUUGCACAUGCACAUUAAAGAGGUGGGCACUUUUAUUGACUCUGAAAAUUGCAUUUACUACACAUCAAUUUUUGUACUAAAUCAUGACACACCAUUUGCCAUUUAUGCCUAGUCAAACUUGUUGGCUUACUAUUUUCAUUUUCAAUUUUAAAACAAAAAAACCAAACUUCCUAAAACCUUAUCCUCAACUCCAAAUCUCUUAUUAAUACACUUCACUCACUUACCUUUUGAGUUUUAUUCUAUUUCUUUCAUUCUCAAAUCUCUUCUAAGAAAAAUAGUAUGAAGCUCUUCCUCACCACCACCUUUCUCAUCUUUUUUACCACCCUACUACCCCUUAAUGCCAAUGGGGCCAAAUGCCACGUGGACGACGAAUCGAGUCUAUUAGGUUUUAAAUCUAGCAUCAAAUCUGACCCGUCAUCCAUGCUGAAAUCAUGGAUAUCAGGUACAGAUUGUUGCACUUGGGCAGGUGUAGGAUGCAUAUUCGAUAACAAACGGGUCUCGAGCUUGUCCUUAUCGGGCGAUCUCGAAAAUCCGAAAAGUUAUUUAUCUGGUACGAUCUCACCUUCACUCUCAAAACUCCAAUACUUGGACGGACUCUACCUCCAAAAUCUCCAAAAUAUUUCGGGUCCUUUUCCGGAUUCUCUUUUCAAGAUACCAAAUCUUCAAUUCAUUUACAUUGAAAAUAACAAACUUUCGGGUCAAAUACCCGAAAACAUAGGCAAAAUGACCAAAUUAGGAGCUUUGAGUCUAGAAGGAAACCGAUUCACGGGAACGAUUCCAAGUUCAAUAUCUGAGUUGACUCAGUUAACUCAGUUGAAACUCGGUAACAAUUUUCUCACGGGAACGAUUCCAGAACUCAUUAAAAACCUUAAAAAUCUCACUUUUUUGAGUCUCAAAGGAAACCAACUCAGUGGUAACAUACCAGAUUUUUUCUCUUCUUUUACAAACCUUAGAAUUCUCGAACUUUCCAACAACAAAUUUUCCGGGAAAAUUCCACCUUCAAUUUCAUCUUUAUUUUCAAAUCUAAUGUACCUUGAGUUAGGACACAAUUCACUUUCCGGGAAAAUCCCAGAUUUUCUAGGAAAAUUCAAAGCUUUAGACACAUUGGAUCUCUCAAAAAACCAAUUUUCAGGAACAGUACCAAAGAGUUUUGCAAACUUAACAAAAAUCUUCAACCUUGAUCUCUCUGACAAUUUUCUCGUUGACCCAUUUCCUUUAAUGAACGUUAAAGGCAUCGAAUCAUUGGAUCUAUCAAGAAAUAUGUUUCAUUUGAAGGAAAUUCCCAAAUGGGUCACUUCAUCUCCAAUUAUUUUCUCUUUGAAACUUGCAAAUUGUGGAAUAAAGAUGAAACUUGAUGAUUGGAAACCUUUGGAGACUUAUUUCUAUGAUUUUAUUGAUCUUUCUGGGAAUGAAAUUUCAGGAAGUGUUGUUGGAUUGUUGAAUAAGACAGAGUAUUUGGUUGAGUUUUUGGGUUCUGAGAAUUUGUUGAAAUUUGAUUUGGAAAGUUUAAGGUUUGGGAAUAGGUUGAAGAGUUUGGAUUUGUCACAUAAUUUGGUGUUUGGAAAAGUUACAAAAAGUGUUGUUGGGAUUCAGAAGUUGAAUGUUAGUUAUAAUCAUCUUUGUGGUGAGAUUCCUAAGAAUAGUUUUGAUGCUAGUGUUUUUGUUGGAAAUAAUUGUUUGUGUGGUCCUCCUUUAUAUCCAUGCAAAGCAUAGAGAUUUCAUUGUAUUUUAAAGAGUUUGAGCUAUGUGGUUGGUUUUAUAUCUUCACCAUGUUUUUGGGUUCCUUUAAGUAUUUUAAAGGAUAAAUAAGUGGAAAGGCAUGUAUAGAGAGUCUUGUACGCGAGAGCGACAACGAAUUAAAUAUUUUAAGAUUAUAAGAAACUUUGACAUUAUAUUUUCAUA